AUGGGGACUUGGGAGGAGACAGAAUGGAUUUGGGACCUAAAAUGGAGAAGGACUCUCUUUGACUGGGAAGUGCCGAUUCUUAAUGAACUGUUAUCUUCUAUCUCUGCCAUUGUCCCAACUGCAGGUACGAUUGACGGCUGGAGAUGGACGGCAUCUAAGGAUGGCAGAUUUUCUACCAGCUCCGCUUACGCCUGGAUCAAAGAAAGUAGGUCACGUGAAGUGACGAGAUCUUCCAGUAAACAAAAAUCAGCCUUGGCCUGGAAAAUCUGUGCUCCUCAGAAAGUAAGAGUCUCGGCGUGGAGAAUUCUCAGGAAUAGGCUUCCUUCUUGUGACAACUUAAGGAAGAGGAAUAUUCCUGUGGGUGAGGAGGAAAUCAUGUGCAAUGCCUGCUGCCAGGAAGUGGAAUCUGCCAAUCACGUGUUCCUCACUUGCCCGAAGACAGAUAUGCUUUGGAGUGAGAUCCAGAGGUGGACUGGUUUUCUUUCGGCACGACCUAAUAGCAUUGAAGGUCACUUCGACGUCUUCACACAGAUGGGAAAAGGCAAGAAGAGUAGGAGGUUCUUAUCGGCACUUUGGGCUUGCACCACCUGGCUCAUCUGGAAAGGAAGGAAUGAGAGUAGAUUCGAAGGCAAGAACUGGGAUGUCAAAAAGUUAUGUGGAGAAAUCAAAGCUCGGAUGUGGAGUUGGAAUAGAAUCUUCAACUUUUUUUAG
Messenger RNA from Salvia miltiorrhiza (redroot sage), 711 nucleotides. RefSeq lists its product as uncharacterized. The coding region runs from base 1 to 711 and encodes 236 amino acids. The transcript has a single exon. NCBI's taxonomy places the organism in Eukaryota, Viridiplantae, Streptophyta, Magnoliopsida, Lamiales, Lamiaceae. The record is from RefSeq and is a predicted model, not a curated record.